Messenger RNA from Dermacentor silvarum, 615 nucleotides. RefSeq lists its product as uncharacterized. The record is from RefSeq and is a predicted model, not a curated record. Bases 241 to 615 code for a protein of 124 amino acids. Lineage: Eukaryota; Metazoa; Arthropoda; Arachnida; Ixodida; Ixodidae. The transcript has 3 exons.
UAGAUUGUGAAAUCACACGAAGUGACGUCAGUGGGCAACGAGAGAGCGUGCGCCAGUUUUGUGCCUGUCUUCUGUUAUCACCAAGUGUGCUGAUACCUGUCACCGUCUUAGCUAUAUAAGCAGUGUCCUUCUUGUAAUAAACGCUUUUGUGUUCCGUGUCGUUGCGACUCACGCGUCCGUUCAUAACAGUGGCGACGAGGCACGGUCUAACCCGUGCGUGGGCCAGGGUUUUCCGGCAGCAUGGCAGCCGGUAGUCGCAUUCGAGAGUUCAACCUCAGUGAAAACUCGUCGUGGGUGGAGUAUGUCGAGCGCAUUGAGUUGUAUUGUGCAGCGAGCAAGCUCACAACGGAUGAGGACAAGCGAGCGGUGUUGCUCAGCUGCUGUGGCCCAGAGACGUACUCCCUCAUAGCCACUCUCGUGAAGCCGUCGCGACCGCCAAACGUGGACUACCAAGUCAUCGUUGAUGCAGUAAAGAAGCACGUCAACCCGAAGCCAUCUGAACUAUACGCGAGGAAAACCCAGGACCAUGGAAACGCAGAUUGCCUGAGUAGGUUGCCGGCUCCCUUAACCCGACAGGAGACUGAACGCACGAGAAGUGGCAGCGUACACCAGUAG